CCAGUUGCAGGGGCUGGCAGGAGUGAGUGAAGUUGCUCCAACCCCCCCAUCCCCUUCCUCCUCCUCCUCCUCCUCCUCCUCCUCUUCCUCCUCCUCUCUCUUCUGCCAGGAAAGCUGGCUGUGGCUGAACCCCCCCAUCACCAACAGACCCCCGGGAGGAUGCCAGGGCUGAUGGACCAGGCCACCCUGUCCCCACUGCCCCUCACGGCCUCGGAGGUGACGUCCUGUGUCAGCGGCUACGCCCUGGGGAUGACAGCCCUGCUCACCUACUGCAACCCACGGGCACAGCCUCUGGAAGGUCUCUUUGUCUACCCCUUGGAUGAGGGCACCACCGUGGUGGGGUUCGAGGCGGCCGUGUCCCGACGUGCUGUCACGGUGCAAAUCAAGGACAAAGCCAAGAUAGAAGACAUGACUCCCCAUGGCUGCAGCCUCCCUGGUGGAAGAGCUCGGGAUGGAAGUGGAAGGAUCACGAUGGACGAGGACUCGGAGAGGACAGUUUUUGUGGCAAACCUGGGCAUCAUUCCUCCCCUGGAAAGCGUCUCCAUCUUUAUCAGCACCUCCUCUGAGCUGCAGACACUGCCCAGCGGGGCCGUGAGGGUCCUUCUGCCAUCUGUGUGUGUCCCCAGGGUCCCCCAGCCCAGCCUGGACAAUGUCACCAGCCUUUCCAGCCACCAGCUCCCAACGGACAAGCACUGCUGUGGGUGGGGGAGUCUGGAGCAAGGGAGCAGGUUCUGCCUGGCUCAUCUGCUGGAGAGAGAGGCCACCAACCCCUUCGAGUACGAGUUCAGCUUCCACCUGGAGAUCCGGGGACCAUGCUUGCUGGCAGGUGUCGAGAGCCCCACGCACGAGAUCCGAGCGGACGCCGACCCCUCCGCCCGCUCUGCCAGGAGCAUCGUCAUCAGCCUGGCCAACAAACACACCUUUGACAGGCCCGUGGAGAUCCUGAUCCACCCAAGUGAGCCCCACAUGCCUCAUGUCUUGAUGGAAGGAGGUGACAUGACACCUGCAGAGUACGAACGGCACCUGAAGGGGAAGAACGAUUUCAUUAAAGGCACCAAGAAGGACCCGAGUGCUGAGAAAAAGACAGAAAUCAUCAGGAAGCGGCUGAACAAGGACAUCCCCCACCACCCUGUCAUCAUGCUCAACUUCUGCCCUGACUUGAGGACCAGCCAGCCAGACCUCCAGAAAGCCCAAGGGGAGUUUAUCUUCCUGGUGGACCGCAGCAGGAGCAUGAGUGGUGUGAACAUCAACCGUGUCAAGGAUGCUCUGUUGGUCAUUCUCAAGAGCCUGAUGCCAGCGUGUCUCUUCAACAUCGUGGGGUUUGGAUCCACCUUCAAGACCCUCUUUCCUUCCAGCCAGACUUACUGUGAGGAGAGCUUGGCCGUCGCCUGCCAGAGCAUCAAGAGGCUCCAGGCUGAUAUGGGUGGCACCAACAUCUUGUCGCCACUGAAGUGGGUGAUCCAACAACCCACCCACAGGGGACACCCCCGCCUGCUCUUCCUGCUGACUGAUGGGACCAUCAGCAACACUGGGAAGGUCCUGGAGCUGCUGAGAAGCCAUUCCUGCUCCACCAGGUGCUACAGCUUCGGCAUCGGACCAAACGCCUGCAGGAGGCUGGUUGGGGGCCUGGCUGCUGUGUCGGGGGGCACUGCUGAGUUCCUGGCAGAGGGUGAGAGGCUGCAGCCCAAGAUGAUCAGGUCUCUGAAGAAGGCGAUGGCGCCGGCCCUGAGCGACGUGUCGGUGGAGUGGGUGUUCCCGGAGAGCACCGAGGUCCUGGUUUCCCCCGUCAGCUCCAGCUGCCUCUUCCCGGGCGACCACCUGGUGGGCUACGGCGUCAUCUGUGACACCUCCCCGUACCUCUCCCACCCCCGAGCCGACAAGAGGCGCCGUUACAGCACCAUGAGGUCCCAGGAGUCGGGCAGCUCCGUUUUCUUUCACUCCCAGGAGGAGGGAGGGAGCGGGGAGAGCUGGACCCAGCGCGGAGCCGGGGAGAGCGGCUGCCCCGCCGAGCAGGGGGGCAGGGACCCCGGGGGGGACCCCGACACCCACACCGGGAUGGAUGGGAAGGCUUCCUCCAGGAGAAGGGCCUACAGCACCACACAGAUUGCUGACCACGAGCCCUGCAAGAAGGUGCCCACGGGCAGUGAUCCUGGCACUGACCUGGUGAGAAACCCCCUUCGCAAGACCCACCUGCAGGACCUGCAGCAGGUCAGCCCUGAGCCCUGGCAGGUGGAUUUCCAGCCCUUCACAGUCUCUGCCACGAGGACCCGAGGUGCUGGUGCCCGGCGGCCGUCCCUGCUCCAGAGGAACCUCUUGUCCUUCUGCCACGAGGCUGAGUCCCCCCCAGCCCCCGAGGGGCUGCAGCAAGUGGUCCCAGGAAGGGGCUUGGGAGCUCUGGAGGCCAGAGGUGGCCUGAGGUCUUCGUCAGACAGCAGGAGCCCUGGGGACAUGGAGUCUGCCCAGCAUCCUUCCUUCACAUUUGAAACAGAGACCUCCUCAGACUGGGAGCAGCAGGACUUGGACUUCAGCACUUCCCACGGCUCCCCGUGCUCCCCCAGGGCCCUCUGCAAGGUGGUGGUGAAGGGGCUGAGAAGCAACGAGCCCGUGCAGUGGGAGGUCACCUUCGAUAUCCACCCGCUCUUCCAAGAGCGGGAGAGCCUGGUGGAGGAUGACACAGACCUGUGGAACGAGACCUUCCACCACCUGGCAGCCAGGUCUGUCAUCAGGGACUUCGAGCAGCUCGCCGAGAAGGAGAGUGAGAUCGAGCAUGGGUCUGGGAGGAGGUACCAGCUCAACGCUGUCCACACCAGCAAGGCCUGCAGUGUCAUCAGCAAGUACACAGCCUUCCUGCCCGUGGACCUGAGCACCAACACCUACCUGCCCACAGUGGUGGAGUACCCCCACACAGGGGCAGCACCCAGGGCAGGGAGCCAGAGGAGCCUCAGCUCAGGCAGCAGAAGACAUCGUGGCUUCUCCCCUGGACGUCCCCACUCAGCUGGUGGCCAGAAUGGAGAUGCUGGAUUUCACAGCACGAGUGCAGAGGAGAGCUGCCUGGCACCCUGCAGCACCCCUUCCUCCUCCAGUCCCACCCCAGGGCUGCCACAGAGCCUGUCUGCUUCCUCUGCACAAGCCCAGAAGUCCAUCGAGAGCCUCUUUGCUGCCAGGCUGACCUUCAAUAAAACCCGGCUGCUGACCCGAGCUGCCAAGGGCUUCAUGAGUAAAUCUCCAAGCAGAGGGAGUGAAUCCAGCUCUGAGGGCGACAACGAGAACAUUGACUACCUUCCCCUGGCAUCUCUGCAGCUGGCCUGUGGUGCCUUCCUGAUGAACUCAGCCUUCUGCCACGCUGUCAACAUCCCCAUGGAGAAGCUGAAGUGGACAUCUCCCUUCGCCUGCCACCGCCUGGCCCUCAGCCCCUCCAGCACCAAGAAGACCGGCCCCUCCGGGGAGCAGAAAAGCCUCAGCUCCAACCAGCAGCUCCUGGCUCCUGAUGGCCAUGGGAAGAGUCCCACCACCAGAGAGGUCCCUCUGGGAGUGGUGCUGGAAGGAACCAGCAGCCAGCUGGAGGCCACCGGGCGCCUCCGCCACGCCUCGGGCAGCGCGGUGGAGAACCUCUCCAGAGCCCUGAAAGCUGAGAAGGAACCAUCCCCACCAUCCAUCACCAUCCGUCGCUUCUCCAGCCCGGAGAGCACGCCAGCCUCUGCCCGGUGGCAAAGCAGCAGCAGCUUGGAGCUGGAUGAACCUGAGGUCCAAGAGCUGCUCCUGGACGUGGAGCUGCAGCAGCAGACGGAGCCCGAGGGGAUGCUGUGGGCCACGGCGGUGGCCCUGGCCUGGCUGGAGCACAGCUCAGCUUCCUACUUCAUCGAGUGGGAGCUGGUGGCUGCCAAAGCCAACCUGUGGCUGAGCCAGCAGGAAUUCCCAGCGGGAUCCAGCCUGGCCGCUGUGAAAGCUGCAGCCCAGCAGCUCUUUGUCCUGCUCCGCCACUGGGAUGAGACCCUGGAGUUCAACCUGCUCUGCUACAACCCCAGCAGCGUGUAGGGAGGGUGAGGGGGAGAGGCUCCAGCAGCUCCCCUGGGGUGCAGGAGCAGGGAGCCGUGUC
Molecule: messenger RNA, 4096 nt
Organism: Apus apus (common swift)
Lineage: Eukaryota; Metazoa; Chordata; Aves; Apodiformes; Apodidae
Gene: VWA5B1
Product: von Willebrand factor A domain containing 5B1
Exons: 22
Coding region: 160-4035 (1291 amino acids)
Source: RefSeq, a predicted model, not a curated record